This is a messenger RNA of Phasianus colchicus (ring-necked pheasant), 807 nucleotides long. It is a transcript of the gene RD3L, whose product is annotated as RD3 like. NCBI's taxonomy places the organism in Eukaryota, Metazoa, Chordata, Aves, Galliformes, Phasianidae. The record is from RefSeq and is a predicted model, not a curated record.
UCAGAUUUGAUUCUGGUUUGGUGAUUAUGGUUUUUUCCUAUUCUGCUGCAAAGCAUUUUAGUAUGAGGAACAAAGUUUCCUUUAAACACUCACCUGCUUGAAAAGAAGUCUACAGGCAUAUAUGCUACCUGCCUAACAGAAACAAGCAAAGUUUCUUUUUCUUUCCCUCUCACAGCUUAAAGAUGCCGCUUUUUGGCUGGAUGAAAUGGCCAAAAAAUGAUUCCUACAAACCCUCAAGGUAUCCUGGAUCAGAACUAGUUACAAAAACCUUGCUGAGGGAAUUGAAAUGGCACCUGAAGGAACGUGAAAGGUUAGUGCAAGAGAUUGAAAACGAGCAAAAAGUCCAGAAAACUGGCAUGGAUUACAACUGGUUGAAGAACUACCAAAAUCCUCAAGCAACAAUUCCAGCUACGGAGCAGCGGCAGCUUGAAGUUCUGUGCUCCCAAAUCCAACCCUGCCAGACUGGAACUGUUCUCAGCAGAUUUCGUGAAGUUUUGGCAGAAAAUGAUGUUUUGCCUUGGGAAAUAGUCUACAUAUUCAAGCAAGUUUUAAAAGAUUUUCUUACUACCAUUGAGAGAGAAAACCAACAAGAGCAGCUGGUAAACGUGUGGAAUACAAAUUGCUCUGAACAUUUCAGCCUGCGUGGAGACAGUUCUAACAGAUCAGAGAAAGAGGAAAUCCCUACAGUUUCAAGUUAUGUCGACAGAAACACGCAAAGCAUGUUUCCCACUUUCUCUGAUAGGAUCUGGAAUCUACCAUAUUACUACCCAUCAAGUUAAGCCGCUUUGUGUUGCUUUCAAAAAGCUC